Eutrema salsugineum is the source of this 1714-nucleotide messenger RNA. Its product is annotated as tyrosine decarboxylase 1. The record is from RefSeq and is a predicted model, not a curated record. The transcript is spliced from 13 exons. Gene Ontology annotation, biological process: amino acid metabolic process. Bases 46 to 1518 code for a protein of 490 amino acids. Lineage: Eukaryota; Viridiplantae; Streptophyta; Magnoliopsida; Brassicales; Brassicaceae. Gene Ontology annotation, molecular function: pyridoxal phosphate binding; carboxy-lyase activity.
UUCUACUCUAUAACAGAAACACGAGAAUUCGAAGCGAAAAGCAAAAUGGAAAAUGGUAAUAAGAACGUGUUGAAGCCGAUGGACUCUGAGCAACUGAGAGAGUACGGACAUCGAAUGGUUGAUUUCAUUGCCGACUAUUACAAAACCAUCGAAGACUUCCCUGUUCUUAGCCAAGUUCAGCCUGGUUAUCUUCAUAACCUUCUGCCUGAUUCCGCACCAGACCAACCUGAAACGCUUGAAGAAGUUCUUGAUGAUGUUAAGGGCAAGAUAUUGCCCGGAGUAACGCAUUGGCAAAGCCCGAGUUUCUUUGCUUAUUACCCUUCUAACAGUAGCGUUGCUGGUUUCUUGGGUGAGAUGUUGAGUGCUGGUCUUGGAAUCGUUGGUUUUAGUUGGAUCACUUCUCCAGCUGCCACCGAGCUCGAAAUGAUUGUUCUUGAUUGGCUUGCCAAGCUACUCAACCUACCCGAGCAGUUUCUCUCCAGAGGGAAUGGAGGAGGGGUAAUCCAAGGGUCAGCUAGUGAAGCUGAACUUGUUGUUCUGAUUGCUGCCCGGGACAAGGUUUUAAGAAGCGUUGGCAAGAAGGCGCUUGAGAAGCUCGUUGUCUACUCCUCUGACCAGACACAUUCAGCUUUACAGAAAGCUUGCCAGAUUGCUGGAAUCCAUCCAGAGAAUUGCAGGGUGCUCAAAGCAGAUUACUCUACAAAUUACGCUCUGCGUCCUGAAACGCUUCAAGAAGCUGUUUCUAAGGAUCUUGAAGCUGGAUUGAUUCCAUUCUUCUUAUGUGCUAAUGUUGGAACCACUUCUUCAACCGCAGUUGAUCCAUUAGCUGCACUGGGAGAGAUCGCAAAGAGCAAUGAGAUGUGGUUUCACGUGGAUGCAGCGUACGCUGGAAGUGCCUGUAUAUGUCCAGAGUAUCGACAAUACAUUGACGGAGUAGAAACUGCAGACUCUUUUAACAUGAAUGCUCACAAAUGGUUCCUCACUAAUUUCGAUUGUUCCCUUCUUUGGGUCAAGGAUCAGUAUGCUCUCACUGAAGCUCGUUCAACAAAUCCAGAGUUUCUCAAAAACAAGGCCUCUCAGGCAAACUUGGUUGUUGAUUACAAAGAUUGGCAAAUCCCUCUCGGAAGAAGAUUUAGAUCAUUGAAGCUAUGGAUGGUUUUACGACUCUAUGGAUCUGAGAACUUGAAGAGCUAUAUAAGAAACCAUAUCAAACUGGCUAAAGAUUUCGAACAACUUGUGUCUGAAGAUCCCAACUUUGAGAUUGUCACUCCUCGGAUCUUUUCUCUCGUCUGUUUCCGCAUCGUGCCUGCGGAAAACGAUGAAAAGAAGUGUAAUAACCAAAACCGCAACCUCCUAGACGCAGUGAACUCUUCAGGGAAACUCUUCCUUUCUCACACUGCUUUGUCGGGAAAAAUUGUACUACGUUGCGCCAUAGGAGCGCCAUUGACGGAAGAGAAGCACGUGAAGGAGGCAUGGAAGGUUAUCCAGGAAGAAGCAUCAUACUUGCUUCGCAAGUAAACAAGAUAAAAAGAAUUUAUAAUAAAACCUGUUUUUGCCAACAAAUUAACCGAAGCACUGGUUUGGUUUGGUUUUAAUUUGGUUUGGUUUAAUUUGGUUUGAUAUAAUCAUAUAAAAAUAAAUAAAACCUACCAAAGCUGGACUGAUGAACUUACAUUUGAUUUCGGUAAGGUAAUCUUGUGUGUAUUUUUUUUUU